This is a messenger RNA of Gossypium raimondii (Peruvian cotton), 2440 nucleotides long. RefSeq names its product L-type lectin-domain containing receptor kinase VIII.2. The transcript has a single exon. The coding region runs from base 156 to 2228 and encodes 690 amino acids. The record is from RefSeq and is a predicted model, not a curated record. Gene Ontology annotation, cellular component: plasma membrane. Gene Ontology annotation, molecular function: ATP binding; carbohydrate binding; protein kinase activity. Gene Ontology annotation, biological process: protein phosphorylation. Lineage: Eukaryota; Viridiplantae; Streptophyta; Magnoliopsida; Malvales; Malvaceae.
AUAGCCACAUCCGUAUAAGUUUUAACUAUGUCUUUGCUUGGAGCAUAUCUUUUAGUCCCCCACCCAAACCAAACCAAACCAAAAACAAAACAAUAACUCUCUGGUUUGGGAUAUCGCCAUAGCAGAAACUUAUCUUCAUCGAAUUGCUAGAGAAAAUGGCCAAAAGAGAUUGUUGUUCAUCUGGGUUCGCUGUUGGGUUUUCUCGGCACUAUUUUGUUUGGUGGUCAUCGUCAUUUUAUCUUCUAGCUUUGAUACGGUUCUUGGUUCUCGUGAAUUCAUCAGCUGCAACAAGUGGACCGGUGAUAAACGUGACCAAGCAUAUCUCCUUCACACAUUUCAGCCUUGAUGAUCCUAGUGUUCUAUCAGAUGUGAAGCUUCUUGGGAGUGCCAAGUUUUCAAUGGAAAAAAGUGUUAUCCAAAUUCCAGAUGAAUCUGAGGCUUUUGAUCUGAGACAUCAAGCAGGGAGAGCCAUUUACUCCUCUCCGGUCCGGCUGCUUGAUCCAUACACCCACACCCCGGCAUCUUUUCAAACCACCUUUUCUUUUCAAUUCAGCAAUUCUUCUAACGCAAGCGUCGAUGGGGAUGGGCCUAGUCAUGGUGGCAGCGGUCUCACAUUUAUCAUAGUCCCGGAUGAGUUCACCGUGGGAAGACCUGGACCAUGGCUAGGUAUGCUCAACGAUGCUUGCCAGGAAGAUUACAAAGCCGUAGGUAUUGAAUUCGAUACGCGUCAGAAUCCGGAAUUUGAAGAUCCGAAUGACAAUCAUGUUGGCAUUAAUCUUGCUAGCAUUGUUUCCACCAAGGCUAUUGAUGCAUCAGAUUUUGGGGUGUUCCUUAAUGACGGUUCAGUUCACCGAGCUUGGAUUACAUAUGAUGGUCCUCGUAGAUGGAUGGACAUCCACCUCGGAUCAGAUGGCCACCCUUCAAAACCUGUCUUCUCUGGUUCUCUGGAUCUCUCUCCUCAUCUGAAUGAGUACAUGUUCAUUGGAUUCUCAGCAUCUACAGGCAACAAGACGCAAAUUCAUAACGUACUCUCCUGGAACUUCAGCGCAACGAGCCAAGCUUUUCUUCGUUUCCCUUCGGAGGAAACCUGUGAGAGCAAAAUCACCCUCCGUAAAUCUGAGGCCGCUCAAAGUCAAACUACCCAAAAGAGAUCUAAUAAAGAACCGUCCAGCAGUUUUUUUAUUUUCAUUGCCGUGGCUGUACUAGCUUUGGCUACCAUGAUCGGUUUCAUUUUCUGUAGUCGCAGGGGAAGAAAUGACAAUUCAAAACUUACAGCGAUUCCGGAGAAAACGCAACGUCCCAGGCCUCCAAACAAGCCCCGCCGCUUCACGUUUACUGAGAUCUCAUCAGCAACUCGGGCUUUUAGCGAGACAGAAAUGCUAGGUAGCGAUGCCAGAGGUAUUUAUUACAGAGGGAAGCUUUCGAAUGGCUGUCAAGUGGCUAUCAAAAGGCUGUCUGCUCAGUUUCUUAACUCACAGCAAGGCUUGGAUAGACGACGGCUUCUCAAAGAAAUCGGUGCCAUGAGUCGAGUUCGUCACCCGAAUUUGGUUCCCAUAAGGGGGUGGUGUAAUGAUAACCGCGAAAUGAUGAUUGUGUACGACUUUUACGCCAACGGAAGCCUCGACAAAUGGCUGUUUGGCGCAGGGGUUCUUCCCUGGACACGACGUUUCAAAGUCAUCAACGACGUUGCAGAAGCACUGAGCUUCCUUCAUUCUAAGCAGCUCGCCCACAAGAACAUGAAAACAAGCAGCGUUUUUCUUGAUGUAAGCUUCCGGGCUGUUUUAGGUGAUUUCGGGAUGGUGCUUUCAGCAACGGAUUCUAGAAGGUUUGAGUCGGCAAUUAGCCAGACAACUGAUGUUUUCGAAUUUGGAAUCUUUGUGUUGGAAGUGGUUUCGGGACGGGGGAGGUUAGACCCUGAAGUAGAGCAAGAGGAAAGGGACUUGGUAGAUUUUGCGUGGAGGAUGCAUGUGAAGGAUGAGAAGGUGAAGGUGGUGGAUGGGAGGAUGGGGUCACUGGUUAACUUGGAGCAAGCCAUUCGAGCUUUGGACAUUGGGCUGCUUUGUACGUUAAAUGAGUCUAAGGGUAGGCCUAAAAUGGAAGAAGUGGUGGAGUUUCUCAGCAUGGACAAACAAAUUCCUGAGCUGCCUGCUUGUAGACCCGUCUCAUUGUUCCCUUACAACAGUGCCACAAGUCUUUGCACUGGUUAUUCUUGCGGCCCAUUCAAGUGAAUCCAGCUGUUUGCCUGCUUGUAUAAAACUUUCAAGAUCGGUUUAGUAUAUGUACAAAAAUGUCGGUCAGUCAAGCUAUUGUAUUUUAAGAGCCUUUCCAAACAUUGCGUAAUUAGCUGCCUUCAUUGGGCAGUAAAGCCCAUCUUGUGAAAAAUGGACGACAAAAUGUCCCAACUAAUGCAAUCACAUACUUUGCACUUAUCAAUUUUUAA